AUGUUUAUCGCUCUAAUCGAUAUGAAUGUCAAGGGGAAAGACGAGAAGUCGCCUCCGAAUUGUGAAAAAUCCAAGGAAAAGGAAGCAGAGCUGACCAGCCCUGGAGCAUUGUUAAACAAAUUAGAGGAGUAUGUUUCAGAUGCCAUCGAUAACAAAAGGAACAUUGAUAGGAAGGUUCUUGAUGCAUUAUUAGGAGCGAUAAACGUUCAAGUACAGAAGGAGCCAUUAAGUGUGCGAAAGCUCAUACUUGACAAACAACUUGUGUUACCUAAUACCAUAUCCUUCCCUCCAAGCUUGACCGUUGACAUGCUGAUAGAACAUGAUCCGGACCACCCGCUUUCCAAGGUUAUAACGCGGAUGUUUGGAGAGGAGCGACCGAAGCUAAAUGAAGCUGAAAAGAAGGAGCGACAAAAUUUAAAGCUCCACAAUAAUGCUCCCCAUAUGACGAAAUUGCUUCUUGACAUUGGCCAAGACCUUGUACAAGAGUCAACCUAUUGUGACAUAGUGCAUGCACGGAAUCUUCCGGAAACUCCGAAGAAUAUAGAAACAUAUAAACAG
Messenger RNA from Strongylus vulgaris, 558 nucleotides. The record is from the annotation of a GenBank genome assembly. NCBI's taxonomy places the organism in Eukaryota, Metazoa, Nematoda, Chromadorea, Rhabditida, Strongylidae.